This is a messenger RNA of Capsicum annuum, 1502 nucleotides long. Its product is annotated as NAC domain-containing protein JA2L. Gene Ontology annotation, molecular function: DNA binding. Gene Ontology annotation, biological process: regulation of DNA-templated transcription. The record is from RefSeq and is a predicted model, not a curated record. The coding region runs from base 234 to 1250 and encodes 338 amino acids. The transcript has 3 exons. Lineage: Eukaryota; Viridiplantae; Streptophyta; Magnoliopsida; Solanales; Solanaceae.
AAAUUACAAUACUUACCAUACGAGCAAUUUAUCUCGUUCGAAAAGGACAAACCGUACUUAUCCCUGGUAUAUUUUUUUUUACUGAGUCUUUGCCUAUAUAAACAGCCCCCAUAGCUCAAAAUUCAAGAAAUUAGAAAAACAAAUUUCAGAAAAUCCUUAAAAACUCUCUCUCUCCAUUUUCCAAAAAACUUCCUUUUCUUCUCGGCCUUUUAUAGCUACUACCAAGAACAAAAAUGGGUCUUCAAGAACCAGAUCCUCUUAAACAGCUGAAUUUACCACCUGGUUUUCGAUUUUAUCCUACUGAUGAAGAGCUUUUAGUUGAAUACUUAUGUCGCAAAGUGGCUGGUCAUAUUUUUGAGCUGCAAAUCAUUGCUGAAGUCGAUUUGUACAAAUUUGAUCCAUGGGUUCUUCCUAACAAGGCGAUUUUCGGCGAAAAAGAAUGGUACUUCUUCAGUCCAAGAGAUAGGAAGUAUCCGAACGGAUCACGACCUAACAGAGUAGCUGGCUCUGGAUACUGGAAAGCAACAGGAACAGAUAAAGUUGUUGCAAGUGAAGGACGAAGAGUUGGGAUCAAAAAGGCUUUGGUGUUUUACGUUGGUAAAGCACCGAAAGGAACUAAGACCAACUGGAUAAUGCAUGAAUAUCGACUCUGUGAACCUUCAAGGAAAAUCGGAAGUCCAAGGCUUGAUGAUUGGGUUUUAUGCCGGAUUUAUAAGAAGAACGUUGCUGCCCCGAAACCGGGUAGUUGUGAUCUUCGAAACAAAGAUAUAAGCCAUGGUGGUUCUUCCUCCUCGUCUUCUUCGCUGUUUGGUGAUAUGCUGGAAACUCUACCGGUCAUUGAAGACCGGUAUUUCUCGUUGCCACAAAUGAAUUUUCAGCAAAGCGAUACCAAUCUCAGUCUCCAGCAGUUUGGUUCCGGUAACUUCAAUUGGGCAGCUACUGCCCAAUCGUUGUUCCCGGAACUGGCUACUCAAAAUCCAGCUUCAGGUCCACCUCCAGCAGCUCCUCCGAUGCUUGUUAACAAUCAAAACAAUUUGAACAACUUGAACGAAUUUUUCGCCAAUUCAACGGCGUUAAAUUUUCAUGAAGACGUAAAGAAUGAAGGCGGAUCUGAGCAAGAGGUUCAAAGCAGUGUUAACAACCCGGGUUUUUACCCGGUUAACUCAACUGGAUUUCCGGGUACCGACCCGUUUGGGAUUCGGUACCCGACCCAGACCCAAACAGUGGGUGCCGGUUUCACUACUCAGUAAGUAAUCGAAGGGUUAGAUUGGUAAUUUAACGAGGUUUGGGUAAAGGAUAAAAAUGGCAAUUUGGAAAUGUUGAGUUCAUUGGGUUGGAAAAGGGGCAUUUUAAUUUUGUUCAUGCAAGGAUGUAUUUAUACAAUGUAUUUUCUUUUAAGCUUUUGUAAGGUAGUACUUAGAAAUAUAGGAGGAUAUAGCUAAUUUUCCUUUUGUUCUAAAACUUUUGAGUAUUAAUGUAACUUUAGUGGUGUUUUUUUUUUU